Messenger RNA from Octodon degus (degu), 484 nucleotides. RefSeq names its product signal recognition particle 14 kDa protein-like. Gene Ontology annotation, biological process: SRP-dependent cotranslational protein targeting to membrane. Lineage: Eukaryota; Metazoa; Chordata; Mammalia; Rodentia; Octodontidae. The record is from RefSeq and is a predicted model, not a curated record. The coding region runs from base 24 to 356 and encodes 110 amino acids. Gene Ontology annotation, cellular component: signal recognition particle, endoplasmic reticulum targeting. The transcript has a single exon. Gene Ontology annotation, molecular function: endoplasmic reticulum signal sequence receptor activity; 7S RNA binding.
GAAUUGGAUCCUGUUUCAUCAAGAUGGUGCUGCUGGAGAGUGAGCAGUUCCUGACUGAGCUGACCAGGCUCUUCCAGAAGUGCCAGAUGUCUGGCAGCGUGUUCAUCACCCUGAAGAAAUAUGAUGGUCAAACCAGAUCCAUCCCAAAGAAGGGCUCUGUGGAGGGCUUUGAGCCUGCAGAUAACAAAUGUCUGUGGAGAGCGAUGGAUGGGAAAAGGAAGAUCAGCACUGUGGUGAGCUCUACAGAAGUGAGUAAGUUUCAGAUGGCCUAUUCAAACCUGCUGGGGGCUGACAUGGAUGGGCUGAAGAAGAGAGACAAGAAGAACAAGAGUAAGAAGGCCAAAACACCACAGUGAAGGGCUCUGGGUUCUCUGCUCUUACCAGUUAACCAACAGAUUGAUGUUUUUCCUUUUGGCCAUAAAGCUAGAUUUUUGGCUUCCCUGUGGCAACAAUUUUCAUGUGAGAUGAGGGUCAUUUUGGAGAG